Messenger RNA from Pseudoliparis swirei, 2856 nucleotides. It is a transcript of the gene sp7, whose product is annotated as Sp7 transcription factor. Lineage: Eukaryota; Metazoa; Chordata; Actinopteri; Perciformes; Liparidae. Bases 41 to 1408 code for a protein of 455 amino acids. Gene Ontology annotation, molecular function: DNA-binding transcription factor activity, RNA polymerase II-specific; RNA polymerase II cis-regulatory region sequence-specific DNA binding. Gene Ontology annotation, biological process: regulation of transcription by RNA polymerase II. The record is from RefSeq and is a predicted model, not a curated record. The transcript is spliced from 2 exons.
UUCACUCCCCUCAGCUUCCUUAGGAUUUUGUUUCUCAGGGAUGGCCGCAUCUAUUCUGGAGGUAGGGAAUGUAAUUGAAGACACACGCUAUGGCUCCAGUCCUCUGGCUAUGUUAACGGCUACCUGUAACAAGUUUGGCAGCACAAGCCCCAUCAGGGAUUCGGCUACACCCGGUAAGAUAGGCAGCGCUAUUCCAGUAAAGAAGCUCUACACCAUGACCUCUGACCUUCAGACAGCUAAGAACGGACGGACCGCAGACGGCAGUGGCCUGGCAGACUCCUACACUGGCUCCUUCACCACAGCCGGAGGAGGAGGUGGCGGGCUGCUCACCCCCAAUGGAAGCCCCCCUUCUUCCGCCGGAGGCUACUCGACAGAAUAUAACCCUUUCUCCCACUCCUUCCAAACCUCCAUCUCCCAGGACCCGUCUCUGUUAGUGUCCAAGGGCCACGCUACCGCUGACUGCCUCACCAGUGUCUACACCUCGCUGGAUAUGACACACCCCUAUGGCUCCUGGUAUAAAGCCGGUAUCCACCCCGGCAUUACUGCCGCCCCGGCUAACGCCACGUCCUCCUGGUGGGACGUCCACCCCAACUCCAACUGGCUGUCCUCAACCCAGCCCCAGGCGGACGGAGGUCUCCAAGCCUCCCUGCAGCCUGUGGCACCACAGGCCUCCCUGAGUCCACAGUUGCCGUACAGCACCGACUUUACGCCACUCAACACGGCCCCUUACCCUUCCGUGGGGCUGGGCUCCUCCUCACACCUCCUCCAGCCCUCUCAGCACAUGCUGCCCCAGGACAUGUACAAGCCCAAGCCGAGCGCGGGGCUGAUUGAGAGUCCCAUGGGCCUCAAGCCUGCUCGGGGAUCAGGGGGCUACAGCGGAGGGGGCGCGCCCACCAGGUCCUCAUGCGACUGCCCCAACUGCCAGGAGCUGGAGAGGCUGGGGGCCUCGGCUGCAUCCCUGAGGAAGAAGCCAGUGCACAGCUGUCACAUCCCCGGCUGUGGGAAAGUCUACGGCAAAGCGUCCCACCUCAAAGCCCACCUGCGCUGGCACACUGGCGAGCGACCCUUUGUUUGCAACUGGCUGUUCUGCGGGAAGCGUUUCACCCGCUCGGACGAACUGGAGAGGCACGUGCGCACCCACACGCGGGAGAAGAAGUUCACCUGCCUGCUGUGCAACAAGCGGUUCACACGCAGCGACCACCUCUCCAAGCACCAGAAGACCCACGCAGAUUCUGCAAUGCAGGGCAAAGCUGUGGAGGGAGAGACAGAUCCUCGCGGUGAGGAGACCACAGAGCUCAACGCCAGCGCCGCGCCCUCCAAUCCCGUCGCUGACCAAAUCACCAACGGAGAUGAGAAGACCGGCACGCCUAAUGGAGUGGCGAACAGCAGUGGACUGCUGGAGAUCUGACUUCAAUGAGUCUUCUUUCUAGUACCAUUUGAGACAUGAUGGGUUGGUUUCUUAUGGUGGAAAAAUUCACCUUUUCAAUAAAAAAAGACAGCUUAUUAGUUUCAAGACAUACAAAGGAUAUCAGCUCAUGUUUGGAAAGACUUGAUAUGAUAAAUGACUGAGCAUGUUGCGGGUGGCGAUCACUUCAUUCUCUCUGGACCACACACACACAAACAUGAACCAAUGCACACAUGUACAGGAAGACACAAAUACACACAUCAAUAUGAAAAACCAAGGCACGGUGUGUAUUGAAACAAUUAUAACACACGUAUAUGCAAAUACAAAAGCACAGACAUAAUGCGUGCAAAUGUGUACAUACACACAUACACACACGUAUCCAUUUUCGGCCUUUAAAAUGAGGCAAACCACUGUGGAAAUUUAAUCUGCAAAAGCAGAAGGAAAAGAGCUCUGAAGCCGCAAAAGGAAAGUCGUUUUAGAAGGAGACUUAUGGUUAGGAUGAUGGAGUUGAUGGAGCAUUGCAUGCCUAAAGAAAAAUCAGAUUUACAGCCGUACUUUGAUAUUUAUGCAUUAUUCUUGGAACAAUUAAAAAGGACAGUCUUAAUUAACUGCUUCUUGUUUCCAAAGACUUUUUGAUGGAAAGGGCUUUGUAUUGCAUUUUUGUUUGCUGUUUACAUCUUACGAUGUCUAAUUUAACUUCAUAUUUACAUAAAUACUCUAAUUUAUGUCAUAAAUUAUCCACAUGGGAGAUUAUCUUGCACCCUGCAGGAAAUAUAAUGCCUGAAUAAACGCAAGAUGGUUAAAGUUGGCCAACAAGAAAGUAAAAUGCAUUAAAUUAAGACUUUUUUCUUAUUUAUUAGUUAUAACGUGGAGUUUGGGACUAUGUUUUUAAAGAUUUAUUUAUAGAUCUUGACAUUAGAUGUGCGUGUUAACUAUUUCUAUAUAACCUUUUAAUUGUGAAAUCUUCCACACCUUACGAAGUAAUGAUUAAUAAGGGCUUCUCCUUGUUUGUACAUACUAUAUAUUUUCAACAAUAUAUAGAUAUUGUAAGGUGUGUUAUUUUUCUACUUUCUAUUAUGUAUUUUCUAUGUUUUAUGUAACUUUCCACGAUGAAAAAUAUCACUAUGUUGCAUCAGUAUAAAGAAUACUAUAAAGUAUAAGGAGCAUAAAUUGUUGUUCAUAAUUUUGCUCAUAGAAAUUCAACUAUCACUGUUUGCUGACUUGUUGUGAAUUGAGUGUAUAAGAUUCUGUAAAUAGUGAUAAAGCAUUAAACCUCAUAAAGGUUGACAUGUUGUAAAAGUGGUGGUGUGAAAUCAUGACAAUGUUGGUGCUUUCAAAAGUAAAGACAUUUCAAAAGCAUGAUCUCCACUGGUGUUAUUCAUAUUUGUAAAGGUGUUUUAAAGAGAGCUUGAGAAGCUCUCUGAGAAUAAAGCUCCCUCCUACACACCUCA